Messenger RNA from Ooceraea biroi (clonal raider ant), 979 nucleotides. RefSeq lists its product as uncharacterized. The record is from RefSeq and is a predicted model, not a curated record. Lineage: Eukaryota; Metazoa; Arthropoda; Insecta; Hymenoptera; Formicidae.
CCAAUCACGUUGCACUACAUACAUAGGUGGCGUUCUUUAAGUUGGACUAUAAGGACGACCAUCUAUAUAUAAUGUCUCAUCAGAAACCACCAUAAAUGUGCCGAUUUAAACUGUUCUGCGCUUCAUUUCAAUUCAGUCAAAUUAAAACGUUCUUCGAUUUGUACUAAGAGGAGAAGAAAAUUAAUUAAUCAUUAUACAAUACAUAAAUCAUAAGCAAACAAAUUAAUUUUUUUCAUUUCGAAAUUUUUCGAACAGCCAACCGCCCGCCGCUCACAGAUAUCCGUGCUGUGAAGUUUGCUUCCGUUCAUUCGAGUAAACUUCGCGGUACACGGCAAAUUAGUUAAUGCACUGACGCAUGCUUUCGCAACGGAUUUGAAAAUGUCCAAAAGUUCUGUAGAUUCUACCAUCGAUGAACAGGAUGGAAGGGAUCAGGAUGAUCGCGAUAAAUCGAGUGCUAAAAUAAUGAAGCGUUUGAAGGCACUAUUCUGCUUCUGUUUUAAACGCGAGCCACGCGCGGGGGAAAUCGUCGAAUACGAUCCUGACGAGUACGAUUACAUCGUCGAGAAGCUCGUUGUGAGACGCGUGCCACUCGCUUUCUUUGCGAUCGCGGCUGAUCUUCAGGAUCUACGUCGACAAACCCCAUCGAUGUCCUCGCAAUCGACAUCCUCGUCUACGGUUAGUUGGAGUAAACCUACGGUAAACGUCGUGACGCAGGCUACCUCGACGAGGAGCGUGAUAGACAGAACCGCGUACGACUUCACGGCAAAUAAAGCUCUGCGUUUCGACACAGAUGGAAAUCGAGUCCCGAUUAUGAAAAGGCAGGUCCAUUUAAUAAUAAAAAAAUUAAAUUUCGAAUUUUCGAAAUUACUAAACCUGAAUGCGCCUAAUAAAUCUCAGUAUGUUUUAUUUGCGUCUUUUUUUAAAGGAUUUUUUAAAGGAUUAUUCAUGCAUAGGCGAUUGAAUUUACUUAAAUAAAGAA